CCGGUGGCCCUUCUCUGCUUCUGACCACCUCAGCCGUUGCUUUUGUGAUCCUUGAGAGCAAAGCAACGAAAGGCCGGUCUGAAACCUCAUCUGCACCCGUGCCCCGGCCAGAGCUGACUCCCGCAAUCCUGUGGAGCACAACCGGAGAGCCUGGAGGAUGCAAACCCCAUGCUACCUCACCUCAGCCCCACCCCACAGGCAUGGUGCUGCCCCAGCUAGCAGCCCGAGGAUCCCUGAGGGAAGCAGGGAUACCCAUAGGGUCACCACAAGCUCCAGGGUGUGCGGUUGGGUACCCUAGUGAGCAUCCCCACCCCAAACCCACCACCCAGAACGGCUCCUCUCCCAUGCAGGACUGGAGGGGGGACAGGCUGGAAGCCCACGGGUCUGGGAUGCAAGCACUAGACAGAACACAGCCCCACGGUAGCCCGCGCCCCACCAGGCGACCCCCGCGCUGUAUCCGGGGCGCCUUAUAGCGAGCCGGUGGCGGCGGCACCGCCCGACCCGCGCUGUAUGCAAAUCACCCCCCGUGGCGCAGCCAAUGGGGAGGCGGGGGGGCGUGGCCACGGCGGGACUUGCCCGGGCAUGUGAGCUCGGCGGCUUCCGGGAGAGACACGUGGGAGCCGGGCGGACGGCGCAGGGAUGCCACCUGGCAAAGGGCAGAUGACCCCGCUGCUGCCCACCCUGCAGGUCUCCGCACCCACCCCGCAGAGCACCCAUGGCCCCGCUGCAGGGACCCACGCUCAGCCCCCAGAGGGUCCCAGCAAGAAGAAGAGCCGCAAGCACCAGCGGUUCAUGGAGCGCCGGGCACUGCUGGAGCAGAAGGGGCUGCUGAGCCCCCACCGGCGCCUGGGUAGCCAAGCCCCCGUGGCGGGGCCGGAGGCAGGCAGCACGCUCACCAAGACGGGUGGCACCACAGCACCAUGUGGCAGGAAGAUCCCCAAGCCCAAACAAGUCGUCUCCCCAUCCCUGUCCCCAUCCGCCUCUCCGGACAGCAUAGCCAGGCAUCACUCCGUGCUGCUGUCCCAGGGGAAUGGCAGCUCCAAGGGGGUGCGGAUGUCCUCCCCGCUUCUGCGCCCAUGCAAGUACGUGGCCAUCGACUGUGAGAUGGUGGGCACUGGUCCUCAGGGCAGGCUGAGCGAGCUGGCACGGUGCUCCGUGGUGAACUACGAGGGGGAUGUCAUCUAUGACAAGUACAUCCUGCCCGAGCUCCCCAUCGUGGACUACCGGACACGCUGGAGUGGCAUUACCAAGCAGCACAUGAAGAGCGCGAUUCCCUUCAAGGCUGCUCAGGCGGAGAUCCUGAAGAUCUUGAAAGACAAGAUUGUGGUAGGACAUGCCAUCCACAAUGACUUCCAAGCCCUGAAGUACUUCCACCCGAAAGACAGGACCCGAGACACCAGCCGGAUCCCUGUGCUGAACCAAAGGGCAGGGCUGCCCGUCAGGGCCAGCGUCUCCCUUAAAAGCUUGGCCAGGCACCUACUCCAGAAAAAGAUCCAGGUUGGCUGCAAAGGGCACUCGUCGGUGGAGGAUGCUCAGACGGCCAUGGAGCUGUACAGACUGGUGGAAGUGCAGUGGGAGACGGAGCUGGCCCAUAGCCUACCCCCCCGGCCCCCCAGCCCUGUCAUAGACCCCACCACAGACAGCAGCCACUACAUGGAUGACCGGUACUGGCCCACGGACUUGAUGUCAAGCAGCCUGUGACGGGGGACAACGUCUCCUCCACGUGUUUCAGACUAUCCUGAUGCCUCCAGCUAUCAAAGGUGGAGGUGGCUGCCAACCUCCUUCCCUGAGGCUUGUGCCCCACAUCCUCUGGGUGCCCCAGCAUGCAGAGGAGUCAGACACCCCCAGCCCCUCUUAAGGACAGAGAAAUGGUGGCACUUGGACACUGGCAAUGUCCUGAAAACGCUGUCUGCGGCCUCUUACUGUCACACAGAAAUAAAUGCCGUGGCUGCGCCGUGUUCAUCUGUCACUUGGUGCUUGGGGGCGUGCGGGGUCCUGGUGCCAGCCUGGAGAAGCCGCUGUGGGCGUGCGAUGGCUGUGGCGGUGGGCCAUGGCUGCCAGGGCACCUCCGGUAUCCUCUGGGAAGGGGGUUACCCCCAUGGUGGGUGAGUGGCAAGUCUCCUCGUGGGAGGACCGAGGUGUCCUGCUGAUGCCCAAAGGCUGCAAACCAUCCAGGGCCAGUUGAGCAGUUUCCUCCUCGCUUUGUUUGCACAGGGAAGCUGAAAAGAAAGUCUGUGUCUAAUCAAUGUCCAGCCUGGACAAGAGCAUAGGAUGCACUUCAUUUUAAAUAGACUACAUGCAUAUUUGUCCAAU
Molecule: messenger RNA, 2313 nt
Organism: Chroicocephalus ridibundus (black-headed gull)
Lineage: Eukaryota; Metazoa; Chordata; Aves; Charadriiformes; Laridae
Gene: AEN
Product: apoptosis enhancing nuclease
Exons: 4
Coding region: 640-1701 (353 amino acids)
Cellular component (GO): nucleus
Molecular function (GO): nucleic acid binding; exonuclease activity
Source: RefSeq, a predicted model, not a curated record